GCCCGCCCCGCCGCUGGCCGCCCCGCUGCUGCGCACCCUGCUCGCCCGCCUCCUGCCGCUGGCCCGCAAGCGCCUCCUGCCGCCGCUCCGCCGCCUGGGGCGCCGGCUGCGCUCCCGGGAGAGCCGCCAGGCCCUGCUCACCUGCCUGCUCUGCCUCCUCAACCUGCGCAAGAAGGUGGACGACUGAAGCCGGCCGGGGAAAGGCAGGGCAGGGCAGGGCAGGGCGCGGCGGCUCUCCCCCGCCUCCCCUGCCCGCCGCGGGAGGAGGGACCCGGGCAGGGGAGGGGACGCGCCCCGGCGGGGGCGGAGGGUCCGCCCGCCCGCAGGCAGCCGAGGCCGGACGGCCGCCCGCGCCUCGCCGCUCCGGCCAUGGGAGCUGGGCCGCCCCCCGCGCCGCUGCCCCCCGCCGCGGGGCCGCCCCGCUGAGUGCCCCCGCGGGAAGGGGCGGCCCCGCCGCCGCCCGCCCCGGGGAAGGAGCCGGCGCCGCCCGGGCGGUCUCCAUCACCGGCGCUCCCGGGCAGCGGGGGCCCCGCGCUGCUGCUUCGCCCCACGGUGCCCGGGCCGGGUCCCCCGGCUGCCCCCCUGCCCUCCGGCGGCGGCGGGGAGGGCGAGGAUGUCCGGCAGCAUGGCGAGGAAGGUGCAGCCCUUCACCAUCAGCACCAAGCUCUCGCUGCCCAAGUGUGCCGCCGACUUCCCCGGGGACGCCUGCCCCGGCAUCGCCCUCGCCUCCGCUCUGGAUAACCACCGCGGCCUCCGCCGCAGCCUCAACGAGCGCAUCUCCCUCUACCUGGCCCAAGCCCGGGCCAGCCCCGCCGCCCCCGAGGGCCAGCCCCGCAGCCCCAGCCCCGGCGAGGAUGGGGGAACCGACGAGGAGCGGCUGAACCGCAACUCCCUCGCCCGCUCCAUUAAGAAGAUCACGCUGUCCAACUGGCAUGGGGAGGCUGGCGCGGGGGAUACAGGGGGACCCGGGGACCCUGUUCGGACCGGCGGCGAGAGGAACCAUAACAACAACAACAGCAGGCCAGGGAGAGCUCAGUUCAAGGUCUUCCUCAGGAAGGACGUGGAUGCGGAGGACGAGCAGCAGGAGGCUGGGAGCCUCCGGGCUGGUGGUUUCUGCUCUCCGGUGGACAGAGGUUCCCCCUUCUACGCGCUGGCAUCACCCCUGGUGUCGUCACCCCGAAAAGAGAGUCCCAAGGGCAAGGAGCCUGCCGCAGCACCAAGAUGUGGUGGGCGAAGCAGUGCAGUAGCAGCCCCCCUCCUCGACCCGAGCCCUCUGGUAGCCCAGUUUAACCGGGAGAUGCUGCAGGCGGAGGGCUGGGUGCGAGGCAAGCUGUGGGACCUGAAGGACGGCUGCGACCUCCAGGACUGGGAGGAGGUGGCUCAGACGCUGCAGCGGGACAUGAAGGAUUUUGAGAACACGCUGAUAAAGCUCAACCAGAUGGGCGAGCAGCUGAUGUGGCGGGCGAGCCCCAGCGCUGAGGGGGUGCGGAGGCAGCUGCUGGCCCUGCGGGACCAGUGGCAGCUCCUGAAGCAGACGGCUGCCAGCCAGAGCAAAGCCCUGGGGGGGCUGCGGAGCCUGCAGGACUUCAACAGGAAAGCUGAGCGGCUGGAAGCAUGGAUCAGGCACAAGGAGGAGAAGCCCUCCCUGGCAGCCCUCCUGCAGGAAAGCCCAGACAAGAUCCAGCUCACCCGCCGCAUCCUUGACUUGAAGCAGGAGGAGCAGCAGUUCCAGAGUCUGCACGAGGAGCUGAAUAGCCUGGCCCAGAAGCUGGAGAAACAAGGCAAAAGUGAGAGCAGGAGCAUCUCAGCCCGGCGCAAGCACCUCAACAAAAUGUGGCUGCGGCUGCAGGGGACCCUGAAGGAGCACCAUGAGGUUCUGCAGCUGGCCCUGGAGGUGGCCGCCUUCCUCCAGCAAGCAGAUACCCUGCUUGGAGCCAUCCAUGCCAAGCAGAGGAGCGUCUGUGGUGUGGGGAAGCCAGGGGAGGGUGAGCCAUGCCGGGAUCGGGAUGUCAGGGACAUGGCCAGCCAGGUGAUGAUGCUGGAUGUGACCGUGUCCCAGCUCCUCAGCCUGCAGCCCAGCCUGGCAGCCCGAGUCACCCCCAAGCACCGAGAUGUCAAGGAGAGCUGGGCACAGCUCCAGCAGGCGCUGAGGACGGAGAAGGCUCCAACGUUGGUGAGCAGUUCUCCAAGGGGCGAAGCUGUGGCUCCAAGCAUGGAGUCCCGAGGAGAUGAUAGCAGCCAUGGGGCAGUGGGGAAGGAAGCAGGAGACAAACGGACAAGAGGCCCUGGGAGCACGGUGCCGAAGGACAUGCCGGGGAAGAUGGCAGAGCGAGGGAGAGGGGAGGAGAGCAGCCCUGGCUCUCCAGCAACGGGGCAGCCCCCUCACGGAGGGGACAGCAAAAGGAGGAGGAGAGAGGCAGAGGCUGAGUGGGGGACACAGCAGCCGGAGGCCCAGGUGCAGGACAUCUGCCAGGUGGUGAAUGUGACCGUGUCCCCGCACAAGGAGAACACGGGUCCCGGGACCCCGCCAUGUCCAGUGGGGGAUGUGGAAAGCCUGGAGGCAACACGUAUGCAGCGGGAGCUCCUGAACCCCAGCCACAGCCCUGGGUCUGCGCUGCAGGAGGGGCUGGUGGCUGGGGGGGCUCUGGAAAGCCCGCCGGUGGAGGCCAUGCUUCGGGAGCUGGGGGAGCUGUGGGAGGACCUGCAGAGGAAGCACCAGGAGAAUGGCGCUGUGCUGCGGGAAAUUGAUAAGGCACUGAGGCUGGUGGGGGAGCUGGACCGAGCCGAGCGGUGGCUGCAAGCCGUGGCCGGGUUGCUCUCAGAGCCAGCCACCAUGAGAAGCCCAGUGGAGCUGCGUCGGGACCUGGAGGAGAUGAGCCAGCUGGAGAAGCAGCUCCUGCUGUGUGGCCUCAAGCUCCAGGCGCUGCGGGAGGAGGCGGCAGGCGAGUCGCCCACUGAGCACGAGGGAGCGAGGAAGAUGCAGAGGAAGGUGGAGAUGGUGGAGGAAAAGUUGGCACGUGUGCAGGCAGCCCUGCGGCGCCGGGCAGCAGACCUGCGCGACUCCCUGGUGCUGUCUGAGUUCCUGCAGGACCUGCAAGAGGAGGAGGCACGGAGCCAGCAGGCACCUGCAGUGCCAGGGAGCGGGCGUUGCAGCUCACGGGGGUCUUUUCCCCUGCUCUCGGCCGAGGCUGGACAGCCACCGAGCAGCGAGGACAUAAGCUGCCCCUUAGGAGAGCUGCAGGAGGCUGUGGAGAUGCUGAACGACGCAGCAAAGGAGCGGGAGCGGGUCAUGGAAGUGGUGGCAGAGACAGAGAGCCUGGAGCGACUGGUGGCAGAGGUGUCCCCACACCUGGAGGCCCUUCGAUGCAGAGCCGAGGCACUGGCUCGUGACACUGCCCAAGCAGAGAGUGGCUUCACUGCGGUGAAGAGUGAGAAGGACCUCCAGGGGCUGCAGGGCUUGCUGAGCCGGCAGCAGGAGAUGGAGCGUGUGGUGUCGGAGACGCUGCAGGGGCAGCUGGAGGAGCUGGAGAGAGCAGCUGCCCACUUGCAAGAGCUCUGCCCUGCUCGGCUGUGCCCUGUAAGCCGGGAGGUGCAGGGGACGCUGCAGGCCUGGGCAGGGCUGCGGGAGCUGCUGCGGGAGACCCGGGCCCGUGUGCAGCAGGCUGGCCGGCUGCGGCACUUCUUCAAGGAUUACUUAGCCAUGAUCUCCUGGACAGAGGACACGCGGGCUCAGAUCUUCUCUGAAAGCCCAAGCAGCCACGGCCUCCCAGAGACUCCAUGUGAGGAGCUGGAGAGGAGGAUCGAAGGGAAGCUUAAGGAGUUUGAGGCACUGGCAGCGGUGGGGCAGCAGCUGGUGUCUGAGGAGCACUACCUGAGUGCGACGAUAAAGGAACGCUUGGAGGAGCUGCAGAGCAUGCUGGGCUGGGUGCUGGUGCGCUGGCGAGCACAGAGGCACCAGCGGGACCCAGGGAGCAAGCAGGAGGACAGAAAGGACUCGGAGAGCCCCUUGGGCACGUCCCCCACCAGCCAAGAGCAGUGUGCCCCAUGUGCUGAGCCCUGUCUGGAGAGCAUUCGCAGCCCGGCAAGGUUCACGCCCUGCUCCCUGCCCGAGCAAGGAUCAGAGCCGCGGGUGCCAGUGGGAAUGGCCGACUCCCCACUGUCAUCGCCGCUCUUGGAUGCCCCAUCGGGAGUGGAGAGGAGCUGGGGGGACCCCAGCAGCUCGACACCCCACAGCACGGGACCCCCCAAGGAGGCUGUCAUCUGGGAUCCUGCUGAGACCUCCACAGUGCUGCUGCCACCGCGGGGCCCCGGUGGGCUGGGGGGGACGGUCAACCUCAUUCUCAGCAUUGGCAAGAAGGGCGAGAAGAAGAAGGCGCAGAUGGUGGCCGGUGGUGAACAGCCAGGGGAGGAGGUGCUGCGGAUGCUCCCUGCCACUAAACCCUCAGGCUGUAAAACCUUUUGGAAGCGUUGCCAGGGGCUUUUAGGAAACACUUGGGGUAGUUUAAAGCGAAAGAGAAAGCCGCCUCGCCAGCCAGUUGAAGAGGCACAGGUGGAGGCUGGGAAAACCUCCAGUGUGAAGCGGCUGCCCACCAUCACCCACCGCCCUCUGGCAUCCAGCGGCGGGACGCCGGCCGCCUCCCACACCCUGCCCAAGACCGGGGCCGGCUCCCUCUUCAACAGCCUGCAGCGGCGGGAGCGGGCACGGGCCGAGCAGGCACGGCUGCUGACACUGCAGGGCAUCAUGGGUGCAAACUCCCUGCAGCCUGCACCCGAGGAGCGCCAUGGCCCCAGCAACACAUGGCCUCAGAAGUGCGGCCGGAGGAAGGAGGGGCCGGGGGUGGCCGCUGCUGGACCCCCACUUGGGGAGCUGCUGCUCUAUGUCAGGAACCCACUGGUGCGGGACAUCGAUGCUGAGUGUGGGGUGACCCCACGGGACCCCUGCCUCCCUGACCCAAAAGCCACAUGCCCCCACCUGUCCCUGGGCUCCGUGUUCAGCCUGGAGCUGCCGCGGGACACGGUGGUCCUUGGGUGUCGCCAAGGGGCCAUAGCAUGGCGGGAGGAGGUGGAGGGGCAGGAGCAGAAGCAGGGCGGGGGGGUGAAGCCAUGGGAGCCUACAGGCACGCAUGGAGCUGGAGGGCAGGAGGAGGAAGAUGCAGAUGGGCUGAGUCCCCAGGGGCCUGGUGAGGGGCUGGGGAUGUCCCCCAAGAGCGAGCGAGGAAUGUGGCUCAAGGAGGUGAGCUUCAACCCCAGCUACAGCUGCCAAAGGGCACACCGCACCGCGGAGGAACGCUGGAGCCCGCGGCACCCGGGCAGCGCCAGCGAAGACCUCCUGGACUUCAGGCCGAGCCGGCCGUCCCGCGUCAACGUGCUGCACGAGCAGGUCGGCCGGGAGGGGGAUGAGCUGGCCGCCCGGCUGGGACAGGAUGGCAGCCCCGGCACCACCGGCAGGGCCAGGCAUCGUGAAGCUGCCUGGCUGGAGCUCGGACCGUCCCCUGCUGCCAUCCCAGGCAGGGCAGGAGCCGUCCCUGGCACUGCCCGCACGCAGCGGCCAUCUGGCAGCAGCCAGCCCAGAGGGUCCUCAGCUUCCCCCACUGCCCCCACCCAGCUCUCUGUCUUCGAGUGGGCGCUGGGGUCCCCCCAGCCCCCCAGCCCUGUGUCAGGCAGCGGGGAGGUUUGCCACCCUGCCCAUGGGCAGUUUGAGGAAGAGGAGGAGGAGCUGCAGGCCAUCUGGGAUGGGGUGGGCGAGCAGCGGGCACCCAGCCCACCAGCAGGCAGCCGUGUCCACCAUGGUCCAGGGAGCGGGGCGGACAGCCGACCCAGCCCCGACACCACCGCCAGCGGGCCCCUCAUCCUCUCGGCGGCCAACAAUGUUCUGGUGGCCAAGUUCACCCUUCCCACCGCCGCCCAGCUCCUCCACAGCCCGGUGGGAGAGAAGAGCCCUGCUGUGGGGCACAGUGGUGGUGGUAGCCCCAGCGGGUAUGGGGCGUCCCCCCGCAUGGAGGAGCCAGUGUCCGCAGCCCCCUUGGACAGCCCUGGUGCCUGGGAUCGGCGGAGGCAUGGGGAAGACGAGAGAGAGGGCAGCAAGGGCCCCCCCAGUAAAACCGAGUUUCAGAUGAUGGAGGGGACACUGGAAAGGAAGCACGUGUUGCAGACAGGAGGGAGGAAGGCCAACUGCCGUGCCUGGGGCCUCUUCCAUGCCGUGCUGAUGAGGCAGACGCUGUGCUUCUACCAGGACCGCAGGGACAGCCUUAAGAGCUCCGUGGUGGCCCUUCCCCUGAACCUCUCCGGGGCGGUCUGCACCCCGGAUGCUGAGUACACCAAGAAGACCAACUGCUUCAGGCUACAGCUACGGGAUGGCUCUGAGUAUCUCCUGAGGGCCCCCUCCCAGCCCCUCAUGAAUGAAUGGGUCUCCAAGCUGCAGCAAAACUCAGGUUUCCCCGAAGUGGAUUACUUCCGGGCGGCAGCACAGCGUGUUGAGGGCACCGGCAGUGCUGGGGGUUCCAGCAAGGUCCCCAGCCCUGGAAGCUCCCACCUCCAGGGACAUCAUCAGGUCGUGACUGCCAAGAGCCAGGAGAUCGUGGUGCUACCCCGCUCAAACGCCCAGCUGCAGCGGCCUCUGGGCAGCCAGGAUGGCCCAGCCGAUGGGGCUGUGGCAGCAGCAGAGGUUGCUCAUGGAGCCAGGCACAGGGAGCAGCAGUGGUCACCCAGGGGGUCCCCCGGGCUGUGGGACAACAGCUGCCAAGAAGAUGACUACGGCCUAGUUGCCAACAAGAGGAGGUCCUACUCCUUCACCUCAGCCACCUACCAGAAGAUCACUCCCGUGGCCAUGCCCAAGGAGCCGGUGGAGGCCGGGAGCAGCUACUCAGUCACGCUGUACAUUGGGGAGCAAGCACCUGCUGUGCCGAGGGCACGAUGCCACUCCUUUGUGGCCCGGCCAGGGAGCCCACGGGACACACUGGGGGAGAAGACCCCUGGUCCCCCUCGCCCCAAGAACAAAUCCGUCUUCAAGAAGUUCUUUGGGAAGAAGGAGUGAGACUCAGCUGAGGGGGGGAGAAAAACCCCAGCCUGUCCUUUAUCUUCCUCUUGGGUGCCAUCCGGGCCUGGUCUCCGCUCCCAGCACCAGCUCACCGCUUGCCACCUCCCUGGGGGAGAGAGGCUGCGGCAAGCGGCUCCACUCCAGCCGGCCCCGGGGCUGCACUGCGCCCCAGCCGCCACUGUCCGCGGCCUCAGCCUGGCGCUGAGCACCCCUGUGCCCACCCACUGGGUGCUCUCUUUGGGUGCCGCCAGCUCCCCAGGCGUCUGUCUCGCUGACACGCAGCACAAGCAGGGGUGCGGGGGUGGUUGUUUUUAUUAAAAAACAAACAGGCA
Grus americana (Whooping crane) is the source of this 7368-nucleotide messenger RNA. RefSeq names its product spectrin beta chain, non-erythrocytic 2-like. Gene Ontology annotation, cellular component: cell projection; cell junction; cortical actin cytoskeleton. The transcript is spliced from 33 exons. Gene Ontology annotation, biological process: actin cytoskeleton organization. Gene Ontology annotation, molecular function: phospholipid binding; actin filament binding. NCBI's taxonomy places the organism in Eukaryota, Metazoa, Chordata, Aves, Gruiformes, Gruidae. The coding region runs from base 614 to 7033 and encodes 2139 amino acids. The record is from RefSeq and is a predicted model, not a curated record.